Messenger RNA from Dermatophagoides farinae (American house dust mite), 814 nucleotides. RefSeq lists its product as uncharacterized. The record is from RefSeq and is a predicted model, not a curated record. NCBI's taxonomy places the organism in Eukaryota, Metazoa, Arthropoda, Arachnida, Sarcoptiformes, Pyroglyphidae.
UUCAAAGUGGAACAAUUUUUUUUCUUCAACCUUUAAGGUUAUACAGACAUUUUUUUCUCUCACUUUAAAUCAUCUUAACAUCUUGAUUUUUCUCAUGCUACUAUAAUUAAGUGAGAAUAUGUUAAUAAGUGAAAGUGAUACAAAAAACAAAAAAAUUUCUCGCGUUUGAAAAAAAAGUUUCAACUUUAUUGAUUAAUAAAUAGGUGCAUAAUUUGUUUGUUGUCUACUUGUUAGUGUAUGUGUCUCUCUGUGUUCAUAUAAUAUAUAUUGUGAGAUGUUCAUAUUUAAUUCGUGUUAUUGGUACAAUUUCAAACAUUAAAAUUGAAAUAUUUUCCCAUGAAAAAUGGCUCAAUCAUCAAAUAUUAGUUCACGAAUGUUCUGUGUGUUGUUGAUAAUGUUAUCUAGUCAUUUUAUAUGUUUAUCAUUUGCUGCAGCCACUCGAAAAUAUUGUCAAACAUCGAAUGAUUGUAAUGAAAAUCAAUGCUGUAUCGAAACACCUAUUGGAUGGAAAUUCUGUCUUGAUUAUGAACAAUCUGGUGAAACUUGUUUUUAUCGUUACAGAACGCCGACUUGUGGCUGUGCACGAGGAUUAAAAUGUGUAUCAACAAGUCCGAUGCAACCAGGAGAUUGGAAUCAUGAUUAUAUUUGUGCACGAGUACGACCAUUCCAAUAUCAUAAAUUAGUUCCAUAUUUUAAUGAUGAAAAUCAUUUAUACAAAUGAAAAUUUUAUUCACGAUUGUUUUAUGUUCUUUUUAACCUCAUUUUUUGUCAAAUAAUAAUAAUAUAAUAAAUCGGAAAAAAUUUAAAUAAUUUA